AGUAUUGAACUCCAUAACUAAAAAAAGAACUUCCUCCAAUCAAAAUCCUUCGGGGUAUUUAUAGCUCCUUAAGCUUCAUAAUCAAGUUAGACUUCUCUUAUGAAACUCAGGGUUAGGGUUAGAUCGUUGAAAGGCCAGAGGUGAAAGAUGUCGGAGCGCCACCACUUGCCGGAGGAAAUCCUGAUCGAAAUCCUCACCCGUCUCCCCGUCAGGUCCCUCGUACGCUUCACCGCCGUUUCCAAGUCGUGGUUCUUCUUCAUCACCAGCCCCGCCUUCGUCUCCGCCCACCUCCGCCACUCCCGCUGCAAAGGUAAUUCCGCCGGUAUCCUCCUCUUCCUCCGACGUUUCGAGAAUUCAUCCAAAAAGGAAAAGUAUGAAAUACUCGACGAAUCUGAUCACCAGACACUUACCCCGAUCAGCUCUCCCCAGCUCUGUCCCCCAAUUGCUUGCAAGGUCGGGUAUUUUCGUGUGGUUGGCUGCUACAACGGCGUCGUUUGCUUAUCAGACGAUUUGUAUAGCGAUUCGUAUGCUAUGUACCUUUGGAACCCUUGGAUUCAGAAGUUUAAGACGUUACCGCCUCCUACUAUUAGACCGGCUUGGCCUUUUACCUCCACACUUGGAUUUGGUGUUAAUCCUCAGUGUGUUGAUGAUCUCAAGGUAGUCAGAGCCGUGUUUGGAAGGAAUGAAGAGUAUCAGGGAAUACCCGAUGUCCCACCAGAUGUUGAGAUUUAUUCGCUCAGAACUGGGAAAUGGAGAAGGAUAUCGGCUGCUGGGGUGAAUCUUUAUAUGAUCAAUUUCAUCUGGUCUCAGGCUUUUGCCCAUGGAGCAGUGCAUUGGAUUGGGUACAAAUGUUUGGAGAAUGAAAUGUUCAAGUGUUCUAUAGCAGUUUUCACCUUGGCUAAUGAGGUUUUUAGUGAAAUUAUGCUGUCAGAUGAAUUGGCCAGUGGGGUUGAUGGAUCAAGCUUGAAUAUUAUGACAUUUGGUGAAUCUAUUGUUGUUGCUAAGUAUGGUGAAGCGAUUCGUGGUGCUUACUGUGAGCUGUGGAUGAUGAAAGAGUACGGAGUUGUGGAAUCUUGGUGUAGGCUACAUCGUAUAGAACUGGUUGAAGGGAUGGGAAGAAUCGUUGGCUUUAGGGAAAACAGUGACAUUUUAUUCUCUACCAAUGAGGGUGAGCUUGUUUCGUACUGCCCGGAUACUGAAGUCGUUAAUAAACUUGGAAUUUAUGGUUCUGUCCGCUCAUUGUAUGUUGGUAAAUACUUGGAAUCUCUUGUUCUGCUUCAAGAACACAGCUGCGUUAUCAAUGGGCUAUCUGAAGAAAUGACAAGCAUGUCGAUUUGAACAGGAGAUUGAGUUUGCUCAUUUGUUUAAAGGGUUACGAUACAAUGUGUCAAGCAGGAGAAAAAUACACCGGGCAGUGUGAGGAGUAGCGUUCCACGCCCCUGUAAGAAUAUCGAAAAAUGAAAGGGGAUGCAAAGGGAACCACAGCCGUGAAAGAGAAAAACUUACGUGACACUGAGUUGGCAGGAAGAAAUGAAGCGCUAGAAGGAAAACCACACCCUUGUUCACAACAUAUAUGUGAACAAUAAAACCAUUUUGCCACCUAUCUUUAUUUAUAAUCAGAUCAUAUGCAUUCAAUGAUCGCACAGUGGUUACACUUUAUUCUCUUAUUUAUCAAUGAGUAAACACUAAUUAAUCACCACAUGUGAACUCAACUCUAUAAAUAGAUUCUUGUUGAGAGAGGAAAGACAUUCAAUUCUACUCAUAUAAAUCAGUACACUCUUG
Cuscuta campestris is the source of this 1782-nucleotide messenger RNA. The record is from the annotation of a GenBank genome assembly. Lineage: Eukaryota; Viridiplantae; Streptophyta; Magnoliopsida; Solanales; Convolvulaceae.